This is a messenger RNA of Humulus lupulus (European hop), 1429 nucleotides long. RefSeq names its product protein S-acyltransferase 11. The transcript is spliced from 4 exons. The coding region runs from base 209 to 1228 and encodes 339 amino acids. The record is from RefSeq and is a predicted model, not a curated record. Gene Ontology annotation, molecular function: palmitoyltransferase activity. NCBI's taxonomy places the organism in Eukaryota, Viridiplantae, Streptophyta, Magnoliopsida, Rosales, Cannabaceae.
GACUUUAAAGUUGGGAGUUUUGGAAUAGGUAGUCCUGUCCGGCUUCGAAUCAAAGUUGAAACUUGAAAUGAAACCAUCUUUUUCCGGUUCUACUUCUUCUGGUUCCGUCUUUAUUGUACAAGUACAACUCCAUCCCAGCCCCAGCACAGCCUUAUCAGAUAUGUUCCCCUGCUAGCUCCGCUUCAAUAUACAAACCCAUUCAUCAUUCAUGGCGGACUUGCUCCAGGAGCAUUGUAUAACCCCAAUCAAUGAAAACUCUGAGGUAAUUUGUUGGGGUUGUGGGUUGCGGCUUCUAAUUCCAUGUCACUCACCUAUUUUCAAGUGUGGAUGGUGUGGAGCUGUAACAAAUCAGAAUGCACGGAAACGUGACAGCGAGUACCUUCUGUUGAGGCGAUGGCGAGAUCGUUGCUUUGUUUGUGUCCUCCUCGUGUUUAUGACCUUUAUUAUAUGUGGUGGGGUGUGGGCAGUAUACCCUGCUGUUUUCUCCAUCAGCUAUUCUUGUGGUAUAUUCCAUUCAAUCAUUACCUCAAUCCUUUCUGUAACUACUAUUUAUACAUUAUGCUGUGCGGCAUUUGGCUGUGCUGGCACACCUCCAAUGGUAUUAUGGGGAAGCUACCCUACUGUGGGGAAAGAUCACCUUGAGAAUUAUACAUUCUGUCUCUACUGCUCAAAGCCAAAGUCACCUAGAGCUCACCAUUGUCGUUCUUGUGGAAAGUGCAUACUAGACAUGGAUCAUCACUGUCCAUUUAUAGGGAAUUGCGUUGGUGCAGCGAAUCACCGGUACUUCAUUGCCUUCCUCAUUUCAGCUGUCAUCAGUAUGAUCUACGUCACUUUCAUGUCUACGUAUGCAGGUCUUUAUGUCUGGCCACCAUUAUCAUAUAGAGCCUUAGGCCGCAUUCAUGGCUAUAGCAGCAAUAUGGCUUCUAGAGCUCUCAAAGAGAUCAUAUUUGCUUUGUUAAGAUCUGCAGCGCUGCUUUCUGCCAGAGGGCUCGUUCUUGUAUAUCUUUUUGUUUCGAGUGUUUCUGUGGAGAUAGGGUUGAGCAUUCUUCUAUGGCAGCAACUCUGUUAUAUUUACGAGGGGAAGACCUACUUGAGCAGUUUAAAUUCGCAUGAAAACAACGAUGUUGGAGAGAAAGGUUGCCAAAAUAUCUCGCGUUUCUUCGGUUUCCCUUAUUCCUUAUCAAGAAUCUUACCGAAUUUUCGAAAGAAGAUACUCAAGAAGAAGUGAAAGCCAUUUGUAUGUAACUCGAAAUUGUGCUAUCUUUCAAAGGGGCUGAUUGAAACCAUGCUUGCAAAUCUUUCUUUCUUAUGUAUACUGGACACUGAGGUGUACAUUGUUUUAACUGUAGCAUUUGAUUUAGUUCUACAGAACAUAUAAAUGAGAAGGGCAAAAAAAGAAAAAAAAAAGAAAGAACAUUACUUUUGAGGA